AUGGCUAUCUUUUCUAGUUUGAUCUGCAGUGGGGAGAAACGUCGACGUGAACAGGAAAGCAAAUAUAUCGAAGAACUGGCUGAACUGAUAUCUGCGAACCUGAGUGACAUUGACAAUUUCAAUGUUAAGCCAGAUAAAUGUGCAAUUUUAAAGGAAACUGUUAGACAGAUACGGCAAAUAAAGGAACAAGGAAAAGCAGCUUCUACGGAUGAUGAUGUCCAGAAGGCUGAUGUGUCUUCAACAGGUCAAGGUGUUAUUGACAAGGAUUCCUUGGGACCUCUUUUAUUACAGGCACUGGAUGGCUUCUUAUUCGUAGUCAAUCGAGAUGGGAACAUUGUGUUUGUAUCAGAAAACGUUACUCAGUAUUUGCAAUACAAACAAGAGGACCUGGUUAACACAAGUGUUUACAAUAUCUUGCAUGAAGAGGAUCGGAAGGAUUUUCUUAAAAAUUUACCAAAAUCUGCAGUGAAUGGCGUUUCUUGGACCAAUGAAGCACCUAGACAGAAGAGUCAUACAUUUAACUGUCGCAUGCUGGUGAAAACCAUGCAUGAUGUUCUGGAGGAUGUAGGGAACAACCAGGAGUCACAACAGAGAUUUGAAACCAUGCAGUGUUUUGCUUUGUCUCAGCCAAGAGCUAUGAUGGAAGAAGGAGAAGAUUUGCAGUCCUGUAUGAUAUGUGUGGCCCGUCGUAUUUCUGCCGUGGAAAGGGUGUUUUCACCAAACACAGAGAGCUUUAUUACUAGGCAUGAUCUUUCAGGUAAACUGGUUAACAUAGAUACAAACUCCCUAAGGUCUAUGAGACCUGGAUUUGAAGAUACAAUCCGCCGUUGCAUUCAGAGAUUUUUAUGUGCAAAUGAAGGACAGCCAUGGUCAAAUAAACGCCACUAUCAAGAAGCUUAUCUUCAGGGUCACUCCGAAACUCCCCUCUAUCGGUUCUCCUUAGCAGAUGGAACACUAGUGACAGCACAAACCAAAAGUAAAUUGUUCCGAAACCCAGUUACCAGUGACAGGCAUGGAUAUAUAUCCACCCAUUUCCUUCAAAGAGAACAAAAUGGAUAUCGACCAAACCCCAGUACAAUGGGACAGAACAUCAGAGCAUCUUCAACGGGGAACACGAAUUCAGUCAGUGGUGUGAUGAACAUGUCACCAGGGCAAAACAUGCCUAUGCAGAAUAGGAACUACGGCAUGGGAGAUCCCAAUUUAAUGGGACAGGUGGGCAGUGUUAGAUACGGAGGUCCUGGAAAUAUGGGAUCAAUGAACCCUGGACAACCCAUGCAGCCUUCUCCUUAUCAGAGCAAUAACUAUGGAUUAAAUAUGAGCAGUCCGCCGCAUGGCAGCCCAGGCUUGAAUUCCAGUCAGCAGAAUUUAAUGGUAUCGCCUAGGAAUCGUGGGAGCCCAAAAGUGAAUUCACACCAAUUUUCCCCUGUAGCAGGUGUGCACUCUCCAAUGGGAUCCGCCAGCAACACAAGCAGCAGCAACUUUUCAAGCAGCUCGCUCAGUGCUCUUCAGGCCAUUAGUGAGGGGGUUGGGACUUCCCUUCUGUCUACACUUUCUUCACCAGGACCUAGACUAGAUAAUUCUCCAAAUAUGAACGUUGCUCAGCCAAAUAAAAUGGGGAGCCAGGAAUCCAAAAGCCCUCCUGGGUUGUUUUGUGAACAAAAUCAAGUGGAGAGUUCAAUGUGUCAGUCAAUCAACAGGGAGCCCCUUGGUAACAAAGAUAUCAAAGAGGAGAACCUCGAAGGUUCAGAGCAAAGGGGACCCCCUGAGAGCAAAGGCCAUAAAAAGCUGCUUCAGUUACUAACUUGUUCCUCAGAGGAGAGAGGGCAUUCAGCACUGUCAAACUCCCCCUUGGACUCCAGUUGCAAAGAACCGCCUACGAAUGCCACGAGCCCUUCAUCGGGCGUUUCCUCCUCUACAUCAGGAGGAGUGUCGUCUUCAUCCAACAUGCAAGAGAAGCAUAGGAUUUUACACAAGUUGUUGAGGAAUGGUAAUUCUCCGGCCGAGGUGGCCAAAAUCACAGCAGAAGCCACUGGUAAAGAUACCUACCAUGACAGCAGCAGCUCAGCUUCCUGCGGUGAAGGAGCAAUCAAACAGGAACAGCUGAGUCCAAAAAAGAAAGAGAACCAUGCUCUGCUGAGGUAUUUGCUUGACAAGGAUGACGGAAAGGAUCUCUCGAAAGAGAUAAAACCUAAAAUAGAAAGUAUGGACAGCAAAAUGGGACAGUGCAGUAGUUCUGCGAUGCCUACUUCGAGCCAAGAGAAAGAGAUGAAAAUAAAAACAGAGCCCACAGAAGAGAUGAGUGGAGAUUUGGUCGAUAAUUUAGAUGCAAUUUUGGGUGACCUGAGCAGCUCAGAGUUUUGCAGUAAUCCCAUGUCUAUGAAUGGGAAUAAUAUGGGGAACAAGCAGCUGAUGUGUCAAGGAAAUCCACCUCUGGGUAUGAGAAGUCCGCAAUCUGUGCAGCCCACCCGUCCUCCUUUCAACAGAGCCAUGUCUUUAGACAGUCCCGUGUCUGUGGGCUCAAGCCCAUCUGCAAGAAACGUCAAUGCAUUUUCCAUGUUACAAAAGCAAAGCAUGAUGGGUGGAAGUCCAAGAAUGAUUGAGAACCAGGAAAACUUUGGAGCGAAUAUGGGUGGCUCAAACAGAAAUAUGUCUAUGAAUCAGAAUUCAGGAGGUGACUGGAGCCUGCAGAACCCAAAGGUUAGUAGGAUGGAACCUACGAGUUCGGCUCCAGUGGCACGGCCAGGACCAGACUGCAACCCAACACUUUCCAGAUCUACAAUGGGAGGGUCCAUGCCUGGUUUGCCCAUGAGAUCAAACAGUAUGCCUGGUACCAGAUCUAUGCUCCAACAACAGAUGAUCCAUAUGAGACCAAAUGAUAUUAAUAUUGGUAUGGCAGGGAAUCCUUAUGCUCAUCCAGGACCAUCUACCCAGUCAAGUUCAUGGCCAGAAAACAUGUUAUCUAUGGAGCAAGGACCUCGAGGCUCACAAACAAGUUUCCAGAAGGACAGACAUGUGGGAACCUUCCCGUCCUCCUCAGACGGGCCAUUCUAUGACGUGGUGAUGGUGGGGGCAAAACUGAGAAUGCACACGCCGUUAGUUAGAAAUACUUUGGAUGAUUUCUUAUAUAAUGUUCCAACUGUUGAUGGCCAAAGUGAUGAAAGGGCUCUUCUAGACCAGCUGCACAUGUUGCUGAGUAAUACAGAUGUCAACAGCCUGGAAGAAAUUGAUAGAGCCUUAGGGAUUCCUGAUCUUGUAAAUCAAGGACAAGCUUUGGAACCCAAGCAAGAAUCAUUUCAUGGCCAAGAAACUACAGUAAUGAUUGACCAGAAGCCUCCCAUGUAUGGUCAGCCCUACCAGGGACAGGGUGCAGUAAUGCCAGGGGGUUUUACCGCCAUUCAAGGCCAACAGGCAUCCUUUAACUCUAUGAUGAAUCAAAUGAACCAACAGAACAAUUUCCCAAUGCAAAGUAUGCAUCCCAGAGCCAGCAUGAUGAGGCCCAGAACUAACACGCCAAAGCAACUCCGCAUGCAACUCCAGCAGAGGCUUCAAGGGCAGCAGUUUUUAAAUCAGGCUCGUCAAACGUUGGAUAUGAAAAUGGAGACCUCCAACCCUGGUGGUGCAUCGGUGAUGAGACCUGUUAUACCUCCCCAAAUGGGGUCACCACAGCAAAGCUUCCUUAAUGCUCAGAUGGUGGCUCAGCGAAACAGAGAGCUAAUAAGUCACCACAUCAGACAGCAAAGAAUGGCAAUGAUGAUUCAGCAGCAGCAGCAGCAGCAGCAGCAGCAACCUCAGGCCUUCAGUCCUCCUCCAAACGUAACAGCUUCAGGCAGCAUGGAUGGAUCUGUUGCAGGCCCACCUAUGGCUCCAGUCCCGCCCCAGCAGUUCUCGUACCCAACGAAUUACGGAAUGAACCAGCAGCCAGAUCCAUCUUUUAAUAGGGUAUCAACCCCUCCAAAUUCUAUAAUGGCUCAGCGAAUUGGACCAUCUCAAAAUCCGAUGAUGCAGCAUCCUCAGGCGAACCCAAUGUAUCAGUCCCCUGAGAUGAAGGGCUGGCCAUCAGGAAACAUGGCCAGAAGCAGUUCCUUUCCACAGCAGCAAUUCAGUCAUCCAGGGAACCCUACGACCUACAGUGUGAUGCACAUGAAUGGCAACGGUGGUCACAUGGGACAAAUGAACAUAAAUGUUAUGCCUACAUCAGGAAUACCCAUGGGGCCAGACCAGCAGAAAUACUGCUGACCUCUACAACUACGGGCUCCCAGUAGGCAGAUGCUGGUGACGACAGUGUAACAGGAAAGCAUGUGCAUUUACUUCAUGGCAACAAGUCCAGGCCUUAUGGAAAUACCACUUUUUUCCAAUGUACCAUGAAGACGUUCUUAAGUGACUUUAUAAGUUAUGAAUGGGGAAGGGAGAGGAAACAAAGUAUCUGUUACUGUAUGAAGUGGUGUACAAAGAAUGGUAAAACGAAUACUGUUUUUGGCACUCUGUCUCUAGCAACGGCAUUUGAGUAAAAGUGAUUGGUAGACUCUGUGUAUACCAGUUCUGUUUACCAUAACUAUCCAAAGCCUUUAACUAUAGGCAGACCAAUGUGCCUGAAGAAAUCUUGGUAAUAGUCUUGAGUCCUCUGGUUAGAGCCUCUGACAGAAUGUAGUAAUUCCUGCCCCUUGAUCUUAAAAGGAAAAAGGAACCCCCAAAGCCUCUCAGAAGAUUUAUGUUACUGUUACUCUUACCCGCAGAUGCUGAAACUCUGCAAGAGGCAGUACAAAUGGAAAUAGGAUCCGUAUCUUAACCCUUUUGAUGCCGGAAGCUUGCAGAGAAUUUUUAAAAAUAUAAUUACGGUAAAUAUUUCUAUGUUGAUGUGCAGCUGUGUGCACUUUAUAAAAAUGCUGAACAUAAUGGGUAAAUGCAAUAUCUUAAAUAAAAAUUAAAAGAUGGCUAUAAAAAGUAUGUUCAAUGCCCCGUUUCCAACCUUGUGUAAAUUACUGUUGCACAAAAUGCCUCUUACGUAUAAACCUGAGCAAUAAUUGUUCAUCUUUUUUGCCA
Gekko japonicus is the source of this 5040-nucleotide messenger RNA. RefSeq names its product nuclear receptor coactivator 3 (gene NCOA3). Lineage: Eukaryota; Metazoa; Chordata; Lepidosauria; Squamata; Gekkonidae. Gene Ontology annotation, biological process: positive regulation of transcription by RNA polymerase II; cellular response to hormone stimulus. The record is from RefSeq and is a predicted model, not a curated record. Gene Ontology annotation, cellular component: nucleus. The transcript is spliced from 21 exons. Gene Ontology annotation, molecular function: nuclear receptor binding; protein dimerization activity. Bases 1 to 4236 code for a protein of 1411 amino acids.